AUGCCAACGCUGGCCUUGCGUCAGGACGUCCACCAAAACUCGACAGCAAAAGAAAGCGGAACCACCAAGGCAAUGCAAAUGCAGGACAUGUAUAUGCGCUCCAGAGGCGACCAAAGACUGAACAAGAAAAAUAUCCUAAACCAGACAUUGCCUGGUGUGCAGACACCUCUUGCCGCCAUGAAGAACGGAGAACCCGACCACGGUGGUAUCUUAAUCUACGAUCCGACGAUCUCAGCGGUCAAUUCAUACAAUGGACGUAUAAAGGAUGCCAUAGCACUCACAUCUCGUCGUUGCAUGGUGAACAGUUUUGAGAAUGGAUGCAUAACGUGGAUCAGUAGGAUGGACGAUUAUAGCCGGAGGGGUAGGACAAGAAUCUGUCACCGACACCAGGGCAUGACCAAUUCCUCAGGAGCCGAUGGUAAUGUCGCAAUCAUGCUUCAUCCUAUCAUCCCAAACCUUGUUCCUCGAUCAAUUUUGGGGACUAUAUCUGGGCACACCGACCUAGAAACACGAAGAACGUCGGAUGCGAUCCGCCCGGGUUUCCUACGGCGCCCUACACCAAUACGUGAUCUCCAUCGCACGACCCUGUUACCCCCAACUAUCUGGCGUUGGGUAAACGAAAACGAACUGACGCGAGGGGAGGCGUGUUUUCGACGCGGAAGCACAAGCGCCUCCAAUGGAAGUCAUAUGUAUUCCUUCGUCUCGGGUUUGAUGCUUGGAAAGCGACCGACUUCUGGCACCGGAGCCGAUGCCGAUGGAUUUGGGGACCAAGUACAAGCAGUAAUCAAAUUACCAACAGUGCACCCAGUUCAGGCAGCCUCAGGUACUACUCCUCGGCGGGAGUCGCAUUGCGGCGAAGCUCGCCCAAAUAAUCAAUCAUCCAUCAUUCACGAAUUAGCAACCUUUAUGUCACCGGUCGAUGCUGAGAUAGAGAGGCACGGAGAUGACUGUUUAAUCGUCCACAUAGCAGUCGUAGAAGAGGGGCAGGGUAUCUAUAUUAUCCGGGCAUAUUGCGCACUGUUGUUCAACCUUUCAACCUUGACGCGCGGCAAAAAUAACGGCGCGCUUCGCGAAAAGCUGGGAGGCAGAAUCCGACAAUUAGGGGCGCGUGGAGAAGGAUCCUUCUACGGAUUUGGCCAUAUCUGUUUCAAGGAGAGAAAGGAACUACCGACGAUCAAAGUUUCCGGUAGCGUAGUUGGGAUCAAGGAUGGUCGUCAGCCCGCGCUGGCCUUGGUGAAUGCAAGGAGGGGACGGGAAAAAGAUGCACAUGAUAUCCAACCCCACAUAGCCUUCAGUCCACGCGGGUCAGUGUUCACAAACGUGCAAUUGUAUUGGGGAGGUCCUGGAACAACUCGCGGACAUACUGGCGUUGCGUGUCAUCGAUACCCGGAUGUUCGGUGUUCCGUCGGGGCCGGCAGGAUUACUCGUCGUGUUGCACCUCGUGCCAAGCAUGUGUGGAGCCCUCAUGUCGUCGCCACACAUCCGGCAACCUUCGGAUCAGUAGAUGCGGAGGUCCUUGUCGUAUUUGGGACCACGUCAACGACCCAGAGUGUCUCUGGCCGGAGAUUAAGUGUACAAGUAGCAUAUCCGUCCACAUCUACUUCACAGCUACUUUGCGGAGUGCAACGUGUUGAUGCGACGAUUGCGCGCAGCCGGAUGGACGAGCUCCUUCCGGUCCAGUGUGGUCUUCAUUGUAUUUUCGUCAGUCACAAGCCUAGAUCUUGGAUGGGUGUCUACCCCUGGGAAGAACUGAGCGUAUCUAUCCUGGUGAGAGUGGGUAAUUUAAUGUUGGUUCCUAUGCAAUGCCUGGCGUCCUUAUCUCUCAAAGAAGCUAGCUACUUCUGA
This is a messenger RNA of Pisolithus orientalis, 1845 nucleotides long. RefSeq lists its product as uncharacterized. Lineage: Eukaryota; Fungi; Basidiomycota; Agaricomycetes; Boletales; Pisolithaceae. The transcript has 13 exons. The record is from RefSeq and is a predicted model, not a curated record. The coding region runs from base 1 to 1845 and encodes 614 amino acids.